CAGCAGUAAGUUGAGGUCCAAGGAUCUGGGGUUUGGUUUUACUUAGCAUGUAACUUUGAACAGAUUUCUCCAUGAUUUCUCAAGAACUUGAUGUUCCUCACUCAUAAAAUGGGGGGAGGAAGAGCACACGCUCUGCGCUGGCCCAGACUAGAGGUGAGGGCACAGUGCUGGCGAGCCACUGAGUGGCAGGUGCCCACAUCCAUUCGAGAAAUUGAUUUUCUUCUCUGUUGGAGAUGGGGCCAGUGUUGUGGUGUGCCCUGAGGUCUCUGAGAGAGUGGGCGUAGCUUCUCUCAAGUCAGCCAUUAGUCUGUGACAAGGUUCCAUCUCAGACAGAGACCUUUGAGGUAUUGAGAACACUCCUGUGAGGCCAGGGCGAGGGGGAUGGAGGCCCACACAAGUUCAUCUGGCUGACUGCUAAGCUUUCCCAAACCUUGUCUUCAACUCUAGUGUCUUCUUGCUAAUUUGUCCUCUCAAUUCAGUUGGCAAGACAGAGUGUAAAGAGGGUGCAGUCCUUAGAUGGGGUCUCUAGACUCCAUCUAGAGGCUCUGGGAGCCUCUUUGGAGAUCCUUUGACCUUGAGAACCCUGUGCAAUUCUCUCCUGGGCCACAGGUCAUCGCAUCAUAAACCAAGAGCAGAUCAAUUCUCAGAUGACUGAAUUUUCCUGGAAAGAUGUUAUUAAUGCCUUGGCCCUGGCUAACAUGAUCCUGGGUCUCUUCUCCAUCUUCUGCAGCUUCAGCAGGAAGUCCCACUGUGCUUCCUGGAUGCUUCUGAUCAGCUUCCUGUUAGACAUCGCCAUAGAGACAAUGACCAGACACCUCAACAUCUGCCACAAGCUGGCAGGACUCGAGCUGAAUGACUUUGCUGUCUUCACCACCUUUGGCCUGGCCUCAGCUCUGCUCCUUGGCGUGGAUGGGCCUCUGAAUGGGUUCCUGGCCAUCAUCUAUGUGCUAACCACUUCUUUCCGCCUGUGUUUUUAUUCAACUGGAGGAGGCCCCUCUGGGUACAAGGGCCUGCCCUGCCCCUAUGCUUCCUGUGUGCUGGCCUCCACCUGCCUUCUGACUAAAGGCAACACAUUCAUUCUCUGCUGCAUGGCCUCACUCAUGAUUCUCUUCAUGAUCGACCAGAGUUGCUACCCACAUGAUGAAAUCCUAGAUUCGGACAACUGGAAAAAAAUUGUUUAUAUAGGAGGUGUUAUCUUGCUGUUUUUCUCUCCGUUCCCGCUCACCGCCUUUUACUGCCUGACUUGGUCACUCUCCUACAUCUUCUCCCCUGAAACCCUGUGGGGCAGAGGAGUUUGUAUUAAGCUCUAGCGAGAGGAAACCAUAGCGUCACCACUCCUGCUGGUUCUGUGGGUUUAGCAUGCUGGACCGAGACCUGCCUGUCCUCAUUAAAGCUUUCGGAUACCUGUGUUGUCA
Molecule: messenger RNA, 1415 nt
Organism: Apodemus sylvaticus (European woodmouse)
Lineage: Eukaryota; Metazoa; Chordata; Mammalia; Rodentia; Muridae
Gene: Tmem269
Product: transmembrane protein 269
Exons: 5
Coding region: 648-1310 (220 amino acids)
Source: RefSeq, a predicted model, not a curated record